Linum trigynum is the source of this 3706-nucleotide messenger RNA. The record is from the annotation of a GenBank genome assembly. NCBI's taxonomy places the organism in Eukaryota, Viridiplantae, Streptophyta, Magnoliopsida, Malpighiales, Linaceae.
GACACAAACAAGCACAACCUAGCGUGAAAUCGGCCUAAAACACGAGAAUCAACACCUCAAACGGUGUAAGUAUGAGGGUAAAAACAUGUGUAAAUGACGGUCUAUCAAAAGGAUUCGAGAAGAGUUGGAAGAAACGGUCUGGCAAGAACAGAUCCUCUGGAUGCAGAAAUCGCGUGCCAACUGGAUGUUGUUUGGAGACCUUAACACACGUUUUUUCACACAAGUACCUUGACCAGAAGAAGGAGAAACAUGAUUACUUGCCUUAAAGCGGAGGAUGGCAACUGGGUUACUGAUCCGGACGCCCUCCUGGAUAUGGGAAGACAGUAUUAUUGCAACCUGUUCAGAAGUGAUGAUCAACCGCUUCAGCCUCCACUUCCAUGUCUCUUCCCCGAGAUCAGUCAAGCUCGCUUUGCUAGAAUCAGUGCUCCUCCUUCCAAUGAGGAAAUCAAAGCCAUCAUCAAUGACAUUAAUGGGCUUAAGGCGCCUGGAAAGGACGGAUUUCACGCUCUUUUCUUCCAAAAAUGUUGGGAAAGCGUUGGGGAGGACUUCUGCAAGUUCAUUCAGGAAUGCUUUAUCUGCCAUAAUCUGAUAAGCAGGACCAAUGAGACUCUGCUGGUCUUAAUCCCUAAGACAGAAGCCCCUGUUUCCAUGAAGGAGUUUAGGCCAAUUAGCCUUUGCAAUGUUGGCUAUAAAACGAUAGCCAAAUGCUUGGCUAACAGGAUCAAAGGACUUAUGCCAAUCCUUGUGAAGCAGAACCAGACUAGCUUUGUACCUAAACGCCAUAUCACUGACAAUAUUCUGAUUUUGCAGGAAACUGUCCACUCUAUGGCCAGAAAAUCAGGAAAGAAAGGAAUGAUGCUCAUGAAGAUUGAUCUGGCAAAAGCCUACGAUCGAAUUGAGUGGAAAUUCCUUGAGCAAACCUUGUACCUUGCUGGUUUUCCCCCCAACUUUGUUGCUAUUGUGAUGCAGUGUGUUUCUUCCACCCAAAUGCAGGUGCUCUGGAAUGGGGGAGAAUCUGAAAGCUUCUCUCCAAGUAGGGGACUCCGUCAAGGAUGCCCUCUGUCACCCUACCUGUUUACUUUAUGUGUGGAGAGACUCAGCCAUUGUAUUGAGAAUGCUGUGAAGGAAAAGAGAUGGAAGCCUGUGAAUUUGUCUCCAGGAGAACCUCCCUUAUCUCACCUUUUCUUUGAUGAUGACCUGGUGCUGUUUGCUGAAGCCAGCCCGAGACAGGCAGAGGUGGUGAUGGACUGCAUUGAAGCCUUCUGUUCUGCCUCAGGAGAACAAAUCAGCAAAGAGAAGUCCAGAGUCCUUUUCUCCAAGAACACAAAGUGCUCUAAUCGAAGGGAUAUCUGCAACAGGUUGGGGAUUCAGGAGACUGAUGACCUGGGGAGGUACCUGGGAGUUCCUGUUCUUCAUGGAAUAAUCUCCAAAACCACCUUCAAAUACAUCCUGGAGAAGAUUGAUCGGAAGCUCACAGCCUGGAAGGCUAAAACACUUUCCCUGGCAGGACGAGUUACACUUGCACAGUCUGUCCUUAAUGCAAUUCCUACCUAUGCUAUGCAAACAUCAAUGCUUCCUGUUUCCAUCUGUGAUGAUAUUGAUCGCAGGAUUAGACGGUUCGUCUGGGGAUCACAAGAAGGAAAAAGAAAAGUGCAUCUGGUGUCAUGGGAGAAGGUGUGCACCGCAAAGCAGCAAGGAGGAUUGGGACUUAGAUCAGCUCGAAGUCUCAACCUGGCUUAUAUGAUCAAGCUGGCAUGGUCAAUUCUGAACAACAAGGAUGAUCUCUGGGUGAAAGUAAUGCAGGGGAAGUACUUUCACCAGCGAGAAGGAAGAAUCAUUGGCAUGAAGAGGAGCAAUCACUCAAGCCUUUGGAAAGGAAUCCUUAAAUCUUACCCUUUGAUGCAGAGAGCCACUGUUUGGAGCAUUAGGGAUGGAAGAACAACCGAUUUCUGGAACCACCCCUGGAUCGAUCAAGAUACCUUGCUUAAAGAUUUCAGCCUGAGAUCUCUCACUGAUGAUGAAAGAUGUUGCUCCGUGGCUGAGAUGGCUAAUGACCAAGGUGAGUGGGAGUGGAGUAAGCUUAAUUCACUUCUCCCUAAUGAUUGUCUCAUGCGCAUUGCAGGGAUGGAAGCACCUGUGCAAGGAAUGGGAGAGGAUACCACGAUCUGGGGGCUGGAAAAAGAUGGAAGGUUCAGACUUAAAUCAGCUUACCUGCUGGCUGCAAACGAGGUUGGAGAGGAAGCUCAAGCAGUGUGGAAGAAGCUCUGGGAGUGGAAAGGGCCAAAUAGAGUGAAGCAUUUCCUAUGGCUAGUCCUACAUAACCGGCUUCUUACAAAUCAUGAAAGAACGAAAAGGAAGCUAACUACAGAUGGAAGCUGCAAGGCCUGCAAUGAGGAGCUGGAGACGAUCGAGCACAUCCUACGAAAAUGUAGGAAAACAGAGGGAGUCCGAAAAUUCUUCAAGAUGGGACAUUCACCAGGGGAAAACAGAAGCUUCCAGCAAUGGAUCAUCGACAACAUCAAUGAUUCAGACAGGGGAACUGACUUUGGCAUCACCUGCUGGAUGAUUUGGAAACAGAGGAACGAAGAAAUUAUGGAUUGGAAAACGUACUCGGAGGCAGGGCUGAUUAGUAAAAUCAUGUCUUGGAUUCAGGUGUACAAGCAAGCAAGGAUUAACGAGGAAAAGAGCAUCGUGGCACCUCGGAACCAACACAUUCAAACGUCCGUUGCUUGGAAGCCACCUAGAGAGGGUUGGAUUCAAAUCCAAACCGACGGAUCAGUGCUGCAAAACUCAGGAAAAGCAGCAGCAGGGGGCCUCCUUCGAGACCACCUUGGAAGAUGUCUCGAUGCCUUCACUUGCAAUUUGGGAAGCUGCACAAUCACCACAGCCGAGCUUAGAGGAGCAGAAAUUGGAUUGCAGAGAGCGUGGGAAAGAGGAUUUCGUAAGGUGGAGUUGAACCUCGACUCUUCGACAGCAAUCACCAUCAUGAAAAAUAUCGACGAUACGGACCACCGUCACGGUCUCAUUGCAACGCGGAUUGGGAAGCUUUUGAACCUCAACUGGGAGGUUAUCUUAUCCCAUGUCUAUAGAGAGGGAAACUUCGCUGCCGAUUUCUUGGCGAGCAAGGGUCACUUGGCCCCUUUUGGUACACAUUUCUUCGAUGUGUACGAUCCCAAUCUUUGUAAAUGGUUAUUGUAUGACUCCAUGGCCAUCUCCAUGGAUCGCUCUAUUAAUUUAAUGAAUUAGGACGCAUUGUCGUCCGUCUUCCUACCAAAAAAAAAGUUAGACAACACCUUUACAUCCGGCUUUCCUACACCUUUCACUUGACUGAAAUAAACUAAAACUUGGAGGAUUAAAAGUGAAAGAACUAAAAAAGAGCUUUGGCGCCAACUCAAGGAGGAUAAAUCCAAACUAACCAAUCUUAACUAGAUAUAUUGUUAGUUACGACCAUAAUCAACCACUUUAUGUGAAACUACGUUAGAUAACACCUUCACUUCCUACUUUCCUACACAUUUUACUUGACUUAUACAAACUAAAACUUGAAAGAUGAAAAGUAAAAGAGCUAAAAAAAGCUUUGGCGCCAACUCAAAUGACCACCGUUUCAAAUGUGUGCACUCGACAAUUAAUAUUAGUUGGAGAGACAGAUAAAUGGACGACACCCACUCCUUCUUAAGUUUAGUGUCAACAAUAAUUUAUCAAUCCGAAA